Molecule: messenger RNA, 561 nt
Organism: Peronospora matthiolae
Lineage: Eukaryota; Oomycota; Peronosporomycetes; Peronosporales; Peronosporaceae
Source: the annotation of a GenBank genome assembly
AUGGUGCGCGUGCCCGGAUCUUCUGGUGACUCGGCAUUUCACCGUGAGUCCCGAGAUGAAGAUGUUAAGAUCAAGACUGAACCUGGGAUUGGAGUGUCAGCGGAAUUUGGAUCGCCACAGACGCGCGAAGAGAAAGGAUCCCAAGAUCAUCAUAGUUUUGGGAGGGGCUAUGAUGACAAUAAAGUCAAAGAGGAAGAUCACCAAGCUGAUCUGGAAGAAAAACCUCAACCCCCUCCUGAGGUCCCUUCGGGGACCACCGCGGAUCGUGCUGCAAAGCACGAUCUGCCAUAUGGAAAUCCUUCAGUAAAAACUGAAAGAUCUUCAUCCAAAACUACCGCCCAACCAAAGGCGAGGAAACACACUCCUAAGUUGGCCCGUUCAAAGACGAAGACGGCAGAGCCACAUCGAAACAAGCAAGAGAUCAAGGCAGAAGGUCAGGAUGUGGAAUCAGAAGGCUGGCAAUUGGAACGGAUCACCUGGGAAUUCCAUUGGCAACAACUGAAGAAACUUCUUGCAGAAGACCCAGUCCUAAAGGUGCUGAAACCUAAGCUGAUCGGGUAG